Trichosurus vulpecula (common brushtail) is the source of this 9144-nucleotide messenger RNA. It is a transcript of the gene AHCTF1, whose product is annotated as AT-hook containing transcription factor 1. Gene Ontology annotation, molecular function: protein binding. The transcript has 36 exons. Lineage: Eukaryota; Metazoa; Chordata; Mammalia; Diprotodontia; Phalangeridae. Bases 123 to 6950 code for a protein of 2275 amino acids. The record is from RefSeq and is a predicted model, not a curated record.
GUCCUAGACUUUUCGUCAAUUCUGAUUCCAUGCUGUUCUAAGAAUGUAGGAUUGUCUUGUGAACUUGUGGGACUGACGAACUUCUGACCAAGUUUUUUGUGACCAAGGAAAUCUGGUGAAGUAUGCGAGACCUAACUGCACAAGUAACCAGCAGUCUGCUGCGGUUUCCAGAAGUGACUAUUCAAGCCCUUGGAGAAGAUGAAAUAACAUUAGAGUCUAUACUUCGGGGAAGAUUUACUGGAGGCAAGAACGGAUUAGCUUGCCUGGCUUGUGGUCCACAACUUGAAGUAGUAAACUCUAUUACUGGAGAGCGGUUGUCUGCAUAUAGAUUUAGUGGGAUAAAUGAACAGCCUCCCACUGUCCUUGCAGUGAAAGAAUUCUCUUGGCAGAAAAGAACUGGAUUGUUAAUUGGUUUGGAAGAAACAGAAGGGAGUGUUCUCUGUCUUUAUGACCUUGGGAUUUCAAGAGUAGUUAAAGCAGUUGUCCUUCCUGGAAGGGUAACUGCCAUUGAACCCAUAAUUAAUCAUGGAGGAGCCAGUGCAAGUACUCAGCAUUUGCACCAGAGCCUUCGAUGGCUUUUUGGUGUGGCAGCUGUGGUUACUGAUGUUGGGCAGGUCCUUCUCAUUGAUCUGUGUUUGGAUGACUUGUCUUGCAGUCAAAAUGAGAUAGAAGCAUCAGAUCUCGAAGUUAUAACUGGCAUCCCAGCUGAAGUACCACACAUCAGAGAAGGUGUGACCCGAGAGGGAAGACAUCUCUGUUUCCAGUUACUAAGCCCAUCAGGAACAGCAGUCUCAACCCUUAGCUACAUAAGCAGGACCAACCAACUUGCUGCAGGUUUUUCUGAUGGCUGUCUAGCCCUUUGGAACAUGAAAACUUUGAAAAAGGAGUAUUAUGCCCAAUUAGAAGGAGGAAGAGUACCUGUUUAUGCUGUUACUUUCCAAGAACCUGAAAAUGAUCCUCGAAAUUGCUGCUACUUAUGGGCUGUUCAGUCUACACAAGAUAGUGAGGGAGACGUUUUGAGUUUGCACCUGCUUCAGCUGGCCUUUGGUGAUAGAAAGUGCUUGGCAUCAGGACAGAUCCUAUAUGAGGGGUUAGAAUACUGUGAAGAGAGAUACAGCCUGGAUCUCACAGGUGGUAUAUCUCCUUUGAGAGGUCAGGCUAGCAACACCAAACUCUUGGGAUGCCAGAGCAUAGAGAAAUUUCGAAGUCACAUCGACAGGGAGGAAGGCAUGAAUGAAGUUCUGUCUCCUGACACCAGUGUUUCAGUCUUCAGCUGGCAGGUGAAUACGUAUGGACAAGGAAAACCAUCUACAUAUUUAGGUCUUUUUGAUAUAAAUCGUUGGUAUCAUGCACAAAUGCCAGAUUCUUUAAGGCCAGGAGAAUUUCUUCACAGUUGCUCUUAUUUUGCACUGUGGUCAUUGGAUUCUGUAGUGAGUAAGACUUCUCCACAUUGCAUCUUGGAUAUCUUGGUACAUGAAAGAAGUUUGAAUCGAGGUGUUCCUCCUUCAUACCCACCUCCUGAGCAGUUUUUUAAUCCCAGUACUUACAAUUUUGAUGCUACUUGCUUGUUAAACUCAGGAGUAGUUCACUUGACUUGCACUGGCUUUCAGAAGGAGACCUUGACCUUUUUAAAGAAAUCAGGACCUUCUUUGAAUGAAGCCAUUCCUGAUGGUUAUAAUAGAUGUCUUGUGGCUGGCCUCCUUUCUCCAAGACUUAUUGAUGUACAGCCUUCCAGCUUAAGUCAGGAAGAACAGUUAGAAGCUAUAUUGUCAGCAGCUGUUCACACCAGCUCCUUAGGACUCCUAACUGGAUGCAUCAAAAGAUGGACAACAGAAGAACGACCAAGUUCUGCUGCUAAUUUGCGCUUUGUUCUUGAGUGGACGUGGAAUAAAGUGGUUUUUACAAAAGAAGAAUUUGAUCGAAUAUGUGCUUCCUUAUUUGAUGGUUCUUGUCAUUUCAUUGAUCCACAAACUAUCCAGUCUCUGCAGCAGUGUCAGUUGCUUCUUAGCAAUCUUAGCACGGUCUUAAACUGCUUUUUAUCAGAGGCUCAAGAGCUCACGGAGAGAGGUCUGGUGGACUUAACCAAUAAGCAGAUGGUUACUAACCUUAUCUCUCAAUAUGCACAAGUGGUUCUUUGGUUUUCUCGUUCUGGCCUCUUACCAGAGGGUUUAGAUGAUCCUAUGCAGUUGUCAAGAUUAUGGUACAACUACCCUGUAAUUCAGAGCUACUACACCAGUCGUCGACAGAAGCUUCAGCGUCUGGCAAGAGGGAAGUGGAACUCUGACUGUUUGAUGAUUGAUGGAAUGCUUUCCCAGUUAGGGGAUCGAAUUGAGAAGUUGUGGCAGCGGGAUGAAGGAGGCACAGGAAAAUACCCUCCUGCUAGCCUACAUGCACUUCUUGAUGUAUACCUACUGGAAAAUGUUGAUGAAACAAAUAAACAUGCUAUUACCAUUUAUUUGUUGCUUGAUAUCAUAUAUUCUUUUCCAAAUAAAACAGAUACUUCAGUUGAAUCGUUUCCAACUGCCUUUGCAAUCCCUUGGGGUCUGGUUAAACUUAUUCAAGGUUUUUGGCUUAUAGAUCAUAAUGACUAUGAGAGUGCUUUGGAUCUCUUAUUUCAUCCAGCUACAAUAAAGUCUAUGACAUGGCAACAUACAAAGAUUAUUCAGGCCUUCAUGUGCCAAGGUGAACAUAAACUAGCCCUUAGAUACAUUCAGACAAUGAAACCAUCUGUGUCAAGCAGCAAUGAGGUUAUGCUUCACCUCACUGUUUUGCUUUUCAAUAGGUGUAUGGUUGAGGCUUGGAGUCUCUUGCGACAACAUUCAAACAGAUUAAAUGUAGAGGAAUUACUUAAACACAUGUAUGAAGCCUGCCAGGAAAUGGGCUUAAUGGAAGAUUUGCUGAAAUUACCAUUCACAGACACUGAACAAGAGUGUUUAGUGAAAUUUUUGCAGUCCAGUGCUGGUGUUCAGAAUCAUGAAUUACUUUUAGUUCACCAUUUACAGCGUGCCAAUUAUAUACCUGCACUGCAGCUGAAUCAGUCUCUGAAGGUUAAUCUCUUGAAUGAUCGUGAUCCUCGUUUGAGGGAGAGGUCAGUUGCUAGAAAUUCCAUACUAGAUCAGUAUGGGAAGAUACUCCCUAGAGUACAGCGAAAGUUAGCCAUGGAACGAGCCAAACCCUAUCAUUUGUCAUCUUCCGUUUUUCGAGAAGUUUCUAGGCCCAAGCCACUAUCUACUGUUGCAAAACAAACUGCAGCCGGGACCAUACUAACAAGAGCAGCCUUUAUCAAUAAUGUAUUAUCAAAAAUUGGAGAGGUUUGGGUUGGGAAUGAAUUGAAAAAUAACUUAUCCCCUUACAAUAGCCCUAAAAUUGAAGAACCUUCUCCUGUAGUGUACUCUCUCCCAGAUACAGAAUUGCCUGAUGCAUUUGUUGGAACACCAAUUACAAAAGCAUCAGAAAAAAUUUCCAGACUAUUGGAUUUGGUUGUUCGUCCUAUUCCUCAGCCCUCUCCUAAUUUGGAAUAUAAUCAGCUUAGUCCAGCAAGAGCUAUGGUAUACAUAACAUCUAAUUCAUUGCCAUCAACAUCACAGUUAACAGGGUUAUCUGAGAACAUUACAAGAGCAUCUGAAUUAAAUUUACUUGAAACCCCUCUUGUGGUGAAGAGAGCUAAAGCUUUGGCCACAUCUAUUUCUGCUGCUGGAUUUCCUGAGUUUACUCCCCAUUCCAUCCUAAGGUCUAGUCUUCGUACGACACCUUUAGCAUCUCCUUCUGGGUCACCGGGAAGAUCUGUUACCCCUCCUCCACGUGCAAAAGAAACUAGGAUCUCCUUCAUGGAAGAAGAUGUAACUACAAAAUGGAAUACUGGAGUUACCGAAGACAGUAAAGCAAAAUUAUUUGUACCCUCACCUUUGCAUAAAUGUGGAGUUCAUUCAGAGAAUGUGUGGCUGAAGAGCAAAAAUAAGACUUCACCUUUGGUCCCUAGUGGCCACAGAGAGGAACAUGAAGAGGCAAUUGAAUUAACACAGAAUUCACCCAUGGAAAACCCAGAGAAAUUAGAAGUGACUAAAGAGAACAGCAGUAUUCCUACCGAAUUAGCCCAAACCAACUCAGAGUAUGAGGCUGCUCCAUUGCCAGAUGACAUUGAAGAUGAAGAUGAUAUUAUUUUCAUUUUUUCCAAGCCAGCAAACAUUUCAGCUGACUUAACUGGUGAUUUAGAAGUGCAAAACAAAAAGGAAGAUGACGAAGAAGGUGCUGGGCCAGAAAUAAUAUUUUCAGAGACAGAGGAGCAAAAUGGUGAUUUAAAAGAGGAUGAAAACAAAUUGGCAUCAGUUUCAAUAGCUGGAAUUUCAGAAUUAAAUCACCCAAGCUCCUUUCAGUUUUCUGAGCCUUCACCUUGUGCCUUAUCAGACCAUGAAAGGGAAAUCUUCACCGAGGAGCCCAAGUUGCCACUUUUGGAUGAAAAGCAGUUAUCUGAUGAAAUAUGUACCACCACUGUUGGAAUAACAGGAGCAAAUAAUGAACCUGUGAUGAGUGUCCUGCAUGUCAGUGAAAGUUCUGUGCCUGUUACUUCUGAAACUCCUACAACCGAUACCUCUGAAAAUAGACUUAAACAAGAAAUAGCCUUAGAUUUAAAGGAAGAUUGUGAAAUAGAGAUUGAUGCACCAGAAGAAAAUGCUAAUUUACCAGAAGAAAAACCAUCAGUUUCUGACAGUUCUGAAUCUCAAGAAAUUCAUGUGAUUGAACAUGCAGGAGUUGAAGCCUUGGCAUCAGGAGAAGAGACUAGAACACUUUCAUUGAAUGAGUUGUAUCCUUCAAGAACUCUAAAACUUCAGUAUAACUUUGAUACCAUUGAGCAACAGUUCACUUGUGGCAUACCUGAUAGCAAAGACUCUGCUGAAUGUGACAUGGCUGAAGUGGAUGGAGAGCUUUUUGUGGCUCAGAGCAACUUUACCUUGAUAUUGGAAGGUGAAGAAGGAGAGGUUGAAACAGGAGAUUGUGCCCCAUCUGAUGUGUCAACUAAAACAACUAAUAUAGCACCUGAGAAGGAGAAAGAUCAUAAUGAUGACAGUGAUAAACAUGGGCAUGUUAAAGAUUUGGCACCUGUCAGAAUAAAUGAUCAGGAAUCCCAAAAUGUUGUGGAAACAUUACCAUAUGUGCCAGAACCAAUUAAGGUAGCUAUUGCUGAAAAUUUACUAGAUGUCAUUAAAGACACAAGGAAUAAAGAAUUUGCUUCCGACACAGUAGAACAAACUAUCCUUGAAACCAUGCCUUUAAUAACUCAGAAGGUAAAGCGUUCCUCCAAGGCAGAGAAGGAAACAAGUUUAGUCGAUUUAAAUGAUAGUCAGGGCAGUGACAUGAUACCUUCCAGAACACGAACAAGAGGACAAAGCGUCAAAAAUCUAAAGGCCAGAUCAACACUUGAGGAGAAGGCCUCAGACAUUCCAACACCUGAAGUACUAGAGCUUUCUGCUAUAAAGAGAAGUACUAGGAAAACAAAAGAAAAAUCUGAGAUAUCUGAAAGUGCCUUUGCUGAAAUUGAAGCAGCCUCUCAGAAAGUAUCCCAGGAUUCUGUUACUCCUAGAAGAGGAAGGAAAAAAAAUGUUAAUUUGGAUACAUUAAAAAUUGCUAUUGAACAGGAAUUACAAGCUUCCACAACUUCACGGAGAGAAUUGAGAAUGAAAUCAUCUCAACUUUCUGAAUCAUCAAGUGAAGAAACUCCCUAUAGUAAAGAAGGUAAGCUUCUUCCUGCUACAAGAAGAACUUUGAGAAGAACAAAAAAAUCUGUAGAGGAGCCAGAAAGUAGUGAAUUAUUAAAUGACCAGAACAUUAAACUAGCAGCCAGUCCUAGCAGAAGUAGGAGGAAAUUGAGAAGUGAUAAUAUGAAACUCUCUGAAAAUGUUGGUCCUAAUCAAGAUGAUGCACCCAGUGAAGAGAAGCCCCCUGUCCAACAGAGUGGGAGAAGCAGAAGGAGAGUGAAUAACACCUCAGUAUCUCCAGAACAUUCUAAACUUGAUUUAUCUGAAUUGACUAUUGAAACAGAAUUUAAGACACCGGCCACACCUAGGAAACGUGGCAGACCAAGAAGAGUAAAUCCACCAGAGGUUAAAGAAAUUCAAGAAGUUAGUACGGAGGAGACACAAUCUCCUCUUACCCCAAGAAGAUCUUCAAGAAUCACACCAGGUAAAACUGGUAAUAAUAAUCUUGGAAAACUAACUUUAGAAAACAACCCUUUAUCACCAAAAGGAGGACUGACUACAACAUUGAGCUCUAAAAGGAAGUUGACAAAAGUGACUGAAAGUCAAAGGAGAAAAAAUAAACUUCCUUCAAUAUCAGAAGGGAGCACAGAUGAAGAAAUUAUUCUCACAGACUCCAAAAGCAAAGAAAUACUGCGUGCUGAUAAUGGUUUGACGAACUCUUCUCGUAAUACAAGGACUAGAUCCAGCAAGACUAUUAUUUUUCCUAACUUUUCUGACCCCCAAACUGAGUCUUUUUUAUUUUCUUCACCUGUUUCAAAAGUUUCAAGGAAGACAAGAGCUCAGAAAAUAGAAACCACUGUACAGUUGAAGGACCUAGUUUCAGAUUUGUCCUCUCAAUUUGUCUUCUCACCCCCUACUUUGAGGACCACAAGAAGACAGGCAUCUGAACUUUCACGGAUUGUAAAAGAAAUGGAAUCACCAGUUGAAAAUGACUCAAAAUCAGGAGAAACCAUGGAAAAGCACAAAGCAAAACGAAUCAGGACAACAAAAACAAAAGCAAGCAAAACCACAGAAAAAGAAGGUUCUUGGUCACCUCCCCCUGUGGAAAUCAAGCUGAUUUCUCCCUUGGCAACCCCAGUUGAUACACCCAAGAGAAAACCAAGAAGGACUACAGAAACAACAGAAAAAGCUGUUGGAAGGAGCAGAAGGAAACUGUCUUCCUUUCCAAAGCAAGUUUUACGCAGGAAGAUGCUGUAAUUUUUUUUUCUUGUUUUUAAUGUACACCCCAGUUUGUAAAGUCAUCAGAAUUGUGUGGAUUAUUAAAAAUCAUCUAAUUUGGAAAAGAAUAAUUUAUAUAAAUUAUUGUAAAUUUUCAUAAAUAAAUGGUCUUCAAUAAGUAAAGUAACUCCAUAUGGAGUAUGAUUCCUUCAGUCACAUGCAGUUUUUUCUAUUUUAUAUUAAGACUUCAUACAUUUAUAUAAUAUGUAAAUACAGCUUAUUAUUGGAAUGUUAAAUAAACUGUAUACUUCACAAUAUGUUUUCAAAUUGUUGAGAGGAGUUGAAUGUGUAUUACUGUUACAAUUUUAUGGACUUGUAAUAACUACUACUUUUUUUACAACUCAUUAAUUUGUGAUUUAAAAUUUCUCUUAAAUGAGGAUGAUUGAAUUAUUGGUUUAGUUCGGGGGCAGUUGAUUAUCCCAAUAAGGGUGAGACUGGGAGGCCAUUGUAUUAAGCAGUUAAAAGGUCAUUAGUAAAUUAUUUAUAGCUUUUGAUUUUGACGAAGGAGGAAUGCCUUUAUUAUCUAACAUGCUCAAAUUCCUGAGUAAUACAGUGGUUGCUAUAUACAGUGGCAUGUCCAGUUUAGUACACUUAGACUUUGCAUUUUCAAAUGCUUAAUCAUUCAGAGCCUGGUUACCCUUAUUGAAUUGGCUAGUUCAUCGAUCAAUAACAUUUCCUCAAGAACACAUGGGAAAAGGUAGGGGAGGAGGUUUGAAAUAAUUUUUCCCCACUUUACAAUUACAAUUCAUUAAAUACUAUACUUUAUUUCUAGCAUUGUGCUAAGUAUUUUGAGAAAUACAGAUACUUGUUUCACUGUCCUUGCACUCAGGGAAGCUUAUAUCAUCUGUAGUCUUGCAGAGACAUAGUAUUUUUUAACCCUUUAUUCAGGAGUAGUAGCAUGGUGCUGAUGGACACAGUAGAAGAGGCUAGAAAAUGUUGACUCAGUUCACAGAGAGAGUACAAGUAAUGAAGUACUUAAAAAGAACAACCCUUUCGUCUCUAGAAUGUAUCUGAGCAAAGUUUAAUUGGUGGUGACCCAGAAUCCAUGAAUAAACUAGAGUUAUAGAAGAUUGCCUAAAAAUAAUUUAUAGCAUGUAACUGAUAGUUUACAAUGACUCCAUUAAAAAUUAAUCAUCUGGAAAGUUGGCAGACAUUUUCAUACCAGGUUGGGUUAGUGUAAGUUAGAAGUGCUUUUCUUAACUGUAUUUUUCUCCCAGAAACCAUAAAAAGAAUGAAAAGAUAAUGGAAAUACCAAGCAUGGACAGUGUAAAAGUUGCAGUUCGAGUUCGGCCUUUCAAUCAGGUAAAUACUUUGUGCUAAUCAAAAAUUUCAUACUGAUUUCGACUUAAUGGUAACAGAAAUCAGCCUUCUCUUUAAGCUGUUUAUUUGGAUGGUCUAGACUUGUUUAAAUACAUUCUCUGAGUAGCGUAUUCCAGAAGUAUCAUUUAGCCUUAAUGUCAGGUAAAACUUGCUAACAAUUAGAAUUGUUGAAAAAUAAUAUGGAAGGUGGGUUUCUUAACCUUGGAGGUCUUCAAGCAGAGGCUGAAUGACCCUUCAUCAGGUAUCAUGAUGGGGAUUUGCUUUAAGGUACAAGUUGAACCACACCAUUGAUGUCCCUUCUACCUCUCCAGUUUUGUGAUUUUGUAAUUUAUUUAAACACAAGUAUAUUCAUUAGAAAAAGCAACACAAUAGAAAGUAAUCUAAUGUUAGUCUGUCAGUUAAUUUUUUGGAUGUAAAGAAAAUAUUUCAAGACAGCCUUUCACAUAUGGUAAAGUAGGAUUUAUGAAACAAAAUUGUGGAAUGAAAAUUUUUCCUUCCAUACUUUUUUCAGUCCAGAAGUGGAUUAACCAAUUUUAAACUUUAUGCUCUUUUAAUAAAUCACAAAAACUUAACAUGCUUUGCAAAAACUUUAAAAGACUAUCCUUAGAAGAUGUUGAUUCGAUUUGAGAAUUUGCCAAAUAUCCAACUUGGGACUAGAACCCCUAUUUGAGUAAAAUGUAGUAAGUAUUUUUAAUAGUAAAAGUUGUUACGGCUUUUUUCAUAAAAGUACAUUUUGUUUUAUUGGUUUUAAUGUCAGUUUUCUCAGUGAUUAUAUGAUACCUUGUCACUAACCUACUAUUGUAAAGAACCUUUGAACUGAUUAUGAGGAAAAACAGUUAUUUUUUGGAGUUAA